Molecule: messenger RNA, 2008 nt
Organism: Misgurnus anguillicaudatus (oriental weatherfish)
Lineage: Eukaryota; Metazoa; Chordata; Actinopteri; Cypriniformes; Cobitidae
Source: RefSeq, a predicted model, not a curated record
AUAUAAUUUCAUGAAUUCAUUUAGUCAUUUAUUGCAUAUUUACUGCUGUGUGUUUCCUCAGAGGACUGAUCUUAUUUUAAUGAAGAGAUGAAGGCAGAACAGCAAAUCAUUAUUUUCAUUUGUUUGUUACAAGGUGUUUGGUGUGGAGGAUGGAGCAUCAGUCUGCCAAAAAAUAUUGAAGCUCUGAGUGGAUCCUGUGUGACCAUAAACUGCAGAUUUACUAUUGAAAACAUAUAUGACAAAUAUCUCACUGACAGUGCUGGAGGAGUGUGGUAUAAAGAUUGGACUGAGUCAACAAAAAAUGUAGUGUUUGACUCCAGCAAGCCCAAUCUCUCUUUUAAAGGGAACAUAACUGGAAAAUUAAAACACAAGGACUGCACUACCAUUUUUUAUGACGUUACUUUAAAUCACAAGGGCAGAUUUAACUUUAAGAUUGAGGGAAAUUAUCCACUGAAAUGGACCUAUAAAGGAAUUGAGGAAUAUGUUUUAAUAGAUGUCAUCGACUCUCCCCCCAAUCCCACAGUGCAGAUGUUUAAGGAUCAGAUGGAGGUUAAGGUUCAUGAGGUGUUAGAGAGGAGCUCUAUGUGUCUGCGCUGCUCUGCUAAGACUCUCUGCUCCUCUUCUCCACCAACUCUCACAUGGAGCUCCACUGACAGACUCCACCUCAAUGAGAACAGCAGACUACAGCUGGAUCAACAGAAUCAAACUGAGAUCAUCUCUGAUCUGAACUUCACUGCUACUCACCUUCAACAUGGAGUCACUUUCAUCUGCACUAUAACCUACCAGCUACAGCAGAGGAACACAACAGCACAGAACUUCAUAACAUUACAUGUUCAGUAUGCAGCCAAAAUCUCUCUCUUCAGCUGUAACAGAACUGAUGUAACUGUGUGUCUGUGUGAGGCUCAUGGGAAUCCCUCUCCUAAAGUGGAGUGGUUUCUAUCUGGACGUCCUGUCAGUACAAACACAUCUAUCAGUGAGGAGCGAUUGAACAGCACAAACUUGAGGAGCUUCAUUUCUCUCCAUCAGUCACUUACACACACAGACACUCUGCAGUGUGUCACCACCAACACUCACGGCACUGCCAGUCAUCAGAUUCAACGGCUUCACUGUUCUCAUGAGAUGAUUGAUUCCUCAUCAGGUUUCAGUCUUUACUCUGUGCUGAUUGGAGCUGCUAUUGGAGCUUCAGUUGUGAUGAUCUUGUGUGUCAUUCAACAUCUCUGUAAACGAAAUAAAAACAGCAGAUCCUCAAAUACAAGACGAGAAGAUACCACUGGACUUAUUCUGACUGACAGGGAGAAUGAAGAACCUGUUUAUGCCAAUAAGGAAGAAACUUCACUGAAUUACCCACAAUCUCUUCAUUAUUCCUCCAUUGACUUCACAAACACCCAAAUAGAGUCAGAAGAGAUCAGGGGCGUCUCCUCACUUACUGCUGUCUAUGCUGAUGUCCGACAUUAUUCAGGACAAGAGGAAGCACAGAGCUUUGUGGGAAACGUUGAACCAAUGACCAAUAGCAACAUAUCAACAGUUGAGAUAGCAGACAGGAAAGCAAGAGAUCCAGAAUUUGACAUCAGUACAGACACUAAGCAAACUCAGUCAAAGAAAACUUACCCAGAUUUGUUUACACAGCCAGAGGAAAUUUCUGAACUUUAUGCUCAAGUAAAAUAUUGCCAUCCAAAGAACUAAAAAAUAGGCCACUUUCUAAAAUGUUACAUUUUAUGUCUUUUUGAACAGUCAAGAUUUUUAAAAUAUUCCUACAGAGACUUUUAAAUAUAAAAUAAGGCAUCAGAGCCAAUGUAAUGUUUGAUGCUUGAGUUUAUUGUUGUGCCAUUAACAUAUACAGUAUUAAUCAUAGAUUUUUUUCUGCUUUAAAUGUAUUUUUGUGUGUGUAUAAUAUUUUUCGUAAUUGAAUUUUAUUCUUUAAUCUAUAAUUGUAGAGAUUCUCAAGCAUGUUAACAUUAAAAUAAUGUAAAUCACAAACAUUUGUAAAAAUAUAUUACCACAGGAAUAU